AUGAAGAGUGUUAGAACCAGCUUACCUGAUGAGUACAAUCUUCAGUUUCCACCAUGCAGUAUAGUGGCAGCUUUGCUUAAUCAGAGCAAGAAUGUUAGUAUAGUUAGUGGCAGUUUGAAGUUUCAUGCAAAUUGCUUAAGUAUGUCUCGGGUGAUCCAGGACCAAAAUUUGGUAAGCAAUCUCCGUCAUGUUUGGCCUAGUGUAGUACGCUUGAAUUCAAAUGAGGAUUUUUGGAAAUAUGAGUGGGACGCACAUGGUUUUGGUAUGAAGACGCAGAUCGAUGUUAAAACCUACUUUGAAGCAGCAUCAAGGAUACAUUCUACCAAAAUUGCAACAAACAGAAAGACUAAUCUGAAAGACUACUUCUCUAAUGCAGGAAUUCAGCCAGGACAAAUUGUUAAAGCGCAAGAUAUUGCAAAUGCUUUGGUCCUCAUAAUUAGGGGCAUCAAUAUCAAAUGUUAUAAUAAUGGAACUCAUAAUUUUAUGAAGGAAGUUAUCCUUUGCUUGGACUCGCCACUGCACAACUUUGUCUCAUGUGACCUAAGGAGUGUAAGUGUGAGAGGAGGGGAGAACUACUAG
Molecule: messenger RNA, 579 nt
Organism: Lycium barbarum (goji berry)
Lineage: Eukaryota; Viridiplantae; Streptophyta; Magnoliopsida; Solanales; Solanaceae
Product: ribonuclease 3-like
Exons: 4
Coding region: 1-579 (192 amino acids)
Biological process (GO): RNA catabolic process
Cellular component (GO): extracellular region
Molecular function (GO): RNA binding; ribonuclease T2 activity
Source: RefSeq, a predicted model, not a curated record